Argiope bruennichi is the source of this 1516-nucleotide messenger RNA. RefSeq lists its product as uncharacterized. Gene Ontology annotation, biological process: amino acid transmembrane transport; L-alanine transport. The coding region runs from base 49 to 1308 and encodes 419 amino acids. Gene Ontology annotation, molecular function: L-proline transmembrane transporter activity; L-alanine transmembrane transporter activity. NCBI's taxonomy places the organism in Eukaryota, Metazoa, Arthropoda, Arachnida, Araneae, Araneidae. The record is from RefSeq and is a predicted model, not a curated record. The transcript is spliced from 8 exons. Gene Ontology annotation, cellular component: vacuolar membrane.
CUUCCCCAUUGUGAAGAAUCUGCUUUUAUUCUGUCAGAACUGUACAAAAUGACAGCUUCAAAGGGAUUUUCAGUAUGGACGGCGGCUGUAUUUAUCACGUCUUUCAUGGCGGGAAUGGGAAUCUUAGCUAUGCCACAUGCUCUGGCUGGAACAGGGUGGUACGGCCUAUUACUAAUUGCAUUGGCAUGCUUAAAUGCCUGGUACAGCUCUUUAAUUCUUGGUCGUUCUUGGGUUAUUCUGGAAGAAAGAUGGGUAGAAUACAGGCAAAAAUUCAGGUAUCCCUAUCCGGCAAUAGGAGAACGAGCUGUAGGACCGUGGAUGAGGUACUUUGUGACAGUGUCAUUACAUAUUACGCUGAUGGGAAUAGGGGUGGUCUACAUUUUGCUGUCGGCACAAAUAGUCCAAUCAAUGACACAGAAAUUAUUUACCUUGGAUUACUGCUACUGGAUUAUAAUACUGGCAGCAAUUCUUUGUCCGCUUUCUUGGUUUGGAAGAAUCGAAGAGUUCUGGUUUGCUGCCAUAGGCGCACUAGUAACCGCUGGCCUAGCCUGUUUUUCCAUCUUCAUCAGCUUGAUUUUGCAGGCUCCUGACAUGAACAAAGUAGACUAUGGAGGUGCCAAUUUUAAUUCAGCAUCACUAGCAUUUGGAACAAUUUUGUUUGCGUACAGUGGAGUCUACAUGUUCCCUACGAUACAGAACGAUAUGGAAAACAAACAGCAAUUCAAAAAGGCUACAAUCUUAAGUUUUAUAGGUAUUCUGCUUUUCUACUUACCUGUUAUCAUCACAGGAUAUGCUGUCCUGGGAUCGGCAGUUCCGGUCAAUAUUCUAAUGGCGAUCGAUGAAGGCUACUUCAAAUCAUUCAUUGAAGCAUGUUUGGCUUUGCAUAUUUUCUUGGCAUUUUUAUUGGCAAUCAAUCCUGUGGCCCAGGAAAUUGAAGAGGUUUUUAAAGCGAAAUCAAAUUUCAAUUACAAGCGCUGCCUCAUUCGAACUGCAAUAGUAGCUACCAUUUUAAUAGUAGCCUACACAAUUCCUCAUUUUGAUAAGAUUCUUAACCUCAUUGGCGGAUCAACAAUGACACUUCUCAGCUUUGUUCUUCCUCCUUUGUUCUACUUGCUCUUGGUUAAAAAGGGUCUGACAGAUACUAAAAGUGAAAUUCCUGUAUAUGAAAAAAUAUUCCUGUAUCAAAUCAUGAUAACAGGUUGCAUUGGAGCAAUAACAUGUACUUAUUUUGCUGUGGGAGAUAUAAUUGAUGUCUUCGUGAAAACUGAACCAACAGAAUUAAAGGGUGAUCAUGGGAUACCCAUCUAAGUGCAUAUUUAUUUCAAUGAAGUAUGUGAGAAGAAUGAGACGAGUCCCUACUUUUAUAUUUGCAUUGCACUUGAAAUGCAAAUAAUUACUGUGAUAGAAUGCAUAUUGCAUAAAUGUAUGUGUAAUGAGAUAUGUAAUGAAUAAUAUAUUUCUAGUUGUGAGUUUAUUAUAUUUUUCAGUGUGAAAAUAAAUCAUUUUAUCAUAUUUA